Molecule: messenger RNA, 1232 nt
Organism: Cuscuta europaea
Lineage: Eukaryota; Viridiplantae; Streptophyta; Magnoliopsida; Solanales; Convolvulaceae
Source: the annotation of a GenBank genome assembly
CUCAUAUACACAUAUGUUUCACUGUUGGAGUCAGUUUGUUGUAGUAAUAAAUUUAUGGUGAGAAGCACACCCUUUCUUUAAAAUAAAACAUCUACCAUUGAACUACUCUCUCCCCGGUAAGUUGCAACAUUAAUUGCCUCAUUAACAAAAACUACUACGCAGAUCAGAAAACCUCUGCCCCCUACCUUCUCCCCUCUCUUCGAUCGGUACUAUUUCAUAUAAACAGCAAUUAAUUAUAAGAUUUGAAGAAGAUGAAGUAUGUCCCGGCAUUCUUCUCCAAAUCUUCCGAAGCAACACGUCCUCCGUGGAGUCCUAAAACCGCCUCCUCUGGCGAACCCAAUGCCGAGGCCGUCGGUGAUCAGUACUUGUCUUCUCCGGAGGAUGAGUGCGUGGAGAAUGUCAUCAAAGGGCUGAAGUCAUCCGAACGGCUCUUCUUUGAGCCGGGACAAGCCAUCAGCUUCAAACGGAGCAAGGAGGAGGACGAGGUGGAGGCGGCGGUCAAGGAAGAAGAAGAAUGCCCUAUCAAGGAGAGUGUGGCAUUGUCAAUGGAGUCAAUGGACCCUCUUUUGGACUUCAAGAGAUCGAUGGAGGAGAUGGUGGCAGCCCAUCAUCAUGACUUGGACUGGGAGUUUCUUGAGGAACUGUUGACUUGCUACCUCAAAAUGAAUGAGAAAAGAAACCAUGGAUUCAUUGUUGGAGCCUUUGUGGACUUGUUGGUUUCGCUUUCUAUGGCAGCUUCUUCUUCAGGGGAAGGAAAUGGUUUCUUGCGAUCCUGCACUGCUACCCAUUCUUUUACCUCUCCUUUAUCUUUUUGUUCUUCCACUUGCUCCGUCACCAGUCCUACUCUGUCCUCCUCUGCCGCACAGGAAGCUCAAGAUGAGAUUCAAAGUUCCGCUGGCACCGUUUGAUCAAUGAUCAAUCCAUAGAUCGAUUAUUGUUCUGUGAUUUGAAUUCAUCAAGAUCCAGCUAGCUAACUACUUGAAUAUAUAUGGAACGCACUUAAUUAAUUAAAGGCCGGGGAUAUAUAAUUGCAGUAGCUGUUAUACAUAUAUUAGCAAGCUAAGGGAUCACUUCCUUUUUUCUUUUGUGGUUCGUUUGGAACUAGCUAUAAGUGAUGUUUAGAAUGGGAGUUAUUAACGUAGAUAUCUACACACAGUACAUGCACUUAAUUUGACAUUUUAAUCUCAUGGUAAAAUAUUGUAUUCAUAAUUCUGAAAUCAAUUCUGCUAAUU